AUGGAAACCCAAACGUCGAACUGGAUACCCCAUCAUACUCACUUUACAAAGGUAUGCACCUCGGAAACAAGUCAGGACAUUCGCGCUUUACCGUGUAAAGAAAAUAGGUUACUCAAUGACUGUACGGCCUUAUCAAUUCCAGGCAAAGCGCAUGUCAGCCCGGUGAGCAACUACGCACCGGUGUCUGCACUCACUCCUGUACAAGCUCCGGUGAAAGUAGCCAAAGGAAUACUGCUCUCCAUAAGGGUGGUUAAUCCUGAGGGUGCUAGUCACAACGGCUACGCUGCUCAAGUGCCCAUUCAUUUCUCUGACGGCCGUGUGCAAGCGGGACCCGUAACAUACGCUGGCAGUGGUAAGGCGCCGUGCCCGGAAGACCAGCACGAGCACGGGCAACUCCAAGUUCAAGGUGGUACUAACGUCUUCCAUCCGGUUCAAGUCCCAGGUUAUGGCGUCUCAAGUGCCAGAGGAUACUCCACCUACCAAAGUGCUGUAGAAGGCAAGGGUUACGCUGGCCAGACAGCUGGGCCAGUUGCUGUGCAAGUUGUGCCGGGGCAAGAUAAAUCUUACCAGUAUCAACAGCAGGGCUACACGGCACAAGUUCCCGCUGCAGCACUUCAGGCUGGUGGAAACGGUUAUGGAGCCGGUUAUGAGGGUGGUGCUCCACAAGUUCAACAAGGAUAUCAGGUCGUUGAGGUGGCAGGUGGCGCAGCCCCUGGAGGUAGUGCGGCACCGUACGGGGCAGGUGCAGCAGGUCAACAAGGCUAUGGCGCUGCGGGGCAGCAGGGGUACGGAGCAGGCGAACAAGUUGUUCUUGAAAAUGCUGGGGGACCAGGUUAUGGUGGAUCAGGGCAGGAAGGAUAUAGCGGUGCAGGACAGCAAGGCUAUGGAAGCGCAGGACAACAAAGCUACGGAGGCGCAGGACAACCAGGAUACGGAGGCACAGGCCAAGGAUACAGUACUGCCGGGCAACAAGGUUAUGGCGGUGUAGGACAACAAGGUUAUGGCAGUGCAGCGCAACAAGGUUACGGUGGUGUAGAACAACAAGGUUAUGGCAGUGCAGCACAACAAGGUUACGCUGGGUCUGGUCAAGAAGGUUAUGGUGGUGCUGGCCAAGAUGGAUAUAACGGAGCUGUCCAGCAAGGCUAUGGCGUUUCAAGCCAAGAAGGGUACAGUGGGGCUGGGCAACAAGGGUAUGGUGCAGCAGAUGGAGCACAGUCCUACGGUGUAGGUGCCCAACAGGCAUACAGCGAUGCCGGACCCCAAGGCUACAGAGGUGGAAAGGCUUACUCUCGGCCGGGGCUCGAUGUUCUAUCUCAACUACAAGGCAACGGCAAUGGUGGACACCAGCAGGUUUUCCUCUUCUCUGGUCCCGGAGGUGGGGGAAAGGCUGGUUAUGGAGGAGAUCAGGGAGCAGGCAAGUCAUAUGGCACUAGCGAAUACAACGGGCAGCAGCUAACCUUUGAUGUAGCUGAAGCUCCAGCAACAGGAGCCAAGGGUUCUUUUGGUGGCCUUGUGGGAGUCCAGAAUUAUAAUGGAGGCUCUGCUGAAUUUGGCAAGCCGUAUCAACCUGGAGGGGCCUAUCCUGCGGGAGGGUCAUCGUACGAGAUUUCACCGACGUCUUUCAAGGGAUCAUCUGGGAGAUCGUUCGGUUCAUUUGGUGGUGGUGACCAGGGUUUCCUCAUAACCAGCGCGCAAGGACCUGGAUAUGGAAAAUCGUAUGGCUCCUUCGGCGGCGGACAGUCGUCUUUCAAGGGAGGCCAGUCAUACGGAUCUUCAAACGCGUUCUUUUCGGGAAGUCCGUACGCUGCAAACCGGCUAGAGCUUCUAAAGUACACAGCAGACGACGCACUUCUCAACCGAGGCUCUAAAGGAUACGGCGGCUCUCGAAGGUACAAGAGUCCAGGAGGAUACAGUGCUUGA
Ornithodoros turicata is the source of this 1920-nucleotide messenger RNA. RefSeq lists its product as uncharacterized. The coding region runs from base 1 to 1920 and encodes 639 amino acids. The record is from RefSeq and is a predicted model, not a curated record. Lineage: Eukaryota; Metazoa; Arthropoda; Arachnida; Ixodida; Argasidae. The transcript has a single exon.